Anthostomella pinea is the source of this 1179-nucleotide messenger RNA. NCBI's taxonomy places the organism in Eukaryota, Fungi, Ascomycota, Sordariomycetes, Xylariales, Xylariaceae. The record is from the annotation of a GenBank genome assembly.
AUGGCCCUCUUGAAAUCUACAGGGUACGGCCUCGCCGCUCUGGUCGGCCUCUACGCCAUCUUCAUCAGCCUACUCACCAUCCCCUCCGUCCAGAACCAAGUCAUAUACCUCAACCAUGUCACGCAGACCUGGUUCCAGGACCUCAACACGCCCGAGCAAUGGGGCUUCUUGCGCAAUCAAGUAACACCAUUUAUACUGCCUACUCCAGAUGGGGAAUGCCUAUACGCCUGGCACUUACUGCCACCUGGCCUCUACGCGCAUCACGAAGAGGAACUGCUGCAGGAGCCGCCCGGACUCGUUCGAGAUGUUCGGGAGAGACUAAGCUUCAAGCUUCUGCGCGACGACCCGUCUUCCCUACUUGUGCUAUACUUCCAUGGUGCCGCUGGCACACUCGGGUCGGGUUGGCGACCGCCCAGUUAUCGAGCAAUGUCCGUGGGCGCGCCGGGGCGCAUACAUACUGUGGCCAUAGACUACCGCGGCUUCGGCUCCAGCAGCGGCUUCCCAUCCGAGCAGGGCCUCCUGACCGAUGCAACGACGCUGGCCGGGUGGGCCAUGGAAGACGCUGGCAUCCCGGCUUCACGCAUCGUGAUAUUCGCGCAAUCGCUGGGGACCGCUGUCGCCUUGUCGCUCGUACACCACAUGGCGACACGCCCGGAACCGACGUUCUUCUCUGGGUUGAUCAUGGUCGCGCCGUUCGCCGACGUCGAGAGCCUGACGGCUACGUACCGGAUUGCUGGUACUAUCCCGAUCUUGGACCCCGUCGCUCGAUUCCCGCGGGUGUUGGCGUGGCUCAAUACGUUCAUCCUAAGCAAGUGGACCAGCAACUCCAAGAUAGAGGCGUUCGUACGGCUGUGCGAGAGCAUGAAGGGGGAGGAGGCGCGGUACCACAUCAGCAUCAUCCACGCCAAGGACGACACCACGAUCCCGUGGUCGCACAGCGAGCAUCUCUUCUGGCAUGCCGUCAACGCGUCGCUGCCGGCCGGGAUCGGCUAUGCCGAGCUUGAAGAGGAGAAGGGGCUGUCGAGGAUCGAUCGCGGUGCUGGGGGUUGGGUCGUGGAGCGGCGGACUCGGAAGGGCGUCCUUCGCGAGGAGAUUAUGGAGUUCGGUGUUCAUGACAGGAUCAUGUCUUAUCCGGUCGUCAGUCUCGCAGUAGCACGGGCCUUUGGUAGCUUGGGUUGA